Messenger RNA from Ectocarpus sp. CCAP 1310/34, 3828 nucleotides. Lineage: Eukaryota; Phaeophyceae; Ectocarpales; Ectocarpaceae. The record is from the annotation of a GenBank genome assembly.
CAGCAAUGUUGUACGUGAAUGUCGGCGUGGACAAGUGCUCUCGCGAACAGUGGCGGUCACUCAUGAAAGGCGUCCCAUGGCAACAACCCUUCCUGCUGGUUAUACCCUUCCACGUACCUCUUUUGGACCGCUUGUCUUCACUCCGAUCUCGGUGUUGGAGGCGCCCUCCGAUGACAACAUCCGAGCUGGUCAACCUAGCAAACACCCUGUUCGUGUUUUAUGUUCAUGGCCGUCGCCUGGCCGAGACUUGGUCUUUAGCACGAUCAGGGCGAGACUGGGACUCCUUUGAGGAGAAGAGGCGGUCGAUGCUGGAGGCCCUGUCCGGCAUCAUGUCCAACCACAGCCCUGGCAACGACAGUAGCAGCAGCAGGAGCGGCGGCAGUAAGAGCAGUAGCUACCCCGAGGAUGGGAGCAGGUCCUGGGUUACGGGAGAGCGGCUGCCGGAGGAAGAGGAGGACAGGUUCGCCCUGUUUCUGGACACCGUUCGAGCGAGGACAUGCAAUGGGAUGGUGCUGCCGUGCAGUCCGUGGAACCUGGGUCGGUGCGUCAGCCCGGCGCAGGCUCAGACCCUUUUCGAAGCGGGGGACUGGUCGUUUCACCGCAAAUACACGUUUAAGCGCACGGAGACAGCGAGUUUGUUCGCCGGACCGCUGCUGGCGCUUCUGCUGAAUAACUUAGGGAGAUUUACGGGAGAAGAAGAGGCCACUUCCGACCAAACCUCGACGAGGAAAAAGGGAUCUGUACAGGUAUACUCCGGUGAGGUAGACACCGUGGGAGGCAUUUUGGCCGCCCUGAACGUGACGGAGUGGGCGUGGCCUCCAUACGCCAGCAACAUUGUGCUGGAGCUCUGGCGAAGGACUGAAGCUGAGGCCCUCCCGCGGGUGGAGGGGGGGCAGAUUGGGGCGGAGAAGUUCAUGAGGAUGCUCUACAAUGGCAGAGUGGUGAAGCCCAGCUUUUGCCAGCGGGAGGAAUGCCCGCUGCGAACUUACAGAGGUCACAUCAUGCAGUUCUUGGUGCCGGAGGACCUUGAGGAAGCUUGCAAGCCUCAGCUUCACCCUGAGGGACCUCCGUCGCAACCCUCCGAACGAGGAAGACGACCACCCCACCUUGAGCGACAGCGAAAAGGGGCAUGAGCACACGUCGGGACAACGGCCGCAAAAAGAGCGAGCGCCUCCGCCGGCGUUGGGAGGGACGGUCUACGUGAUGGCGCGGCAGUGGUAGACCCGCCCAUUUUUUUCGAUAACCCCUGGUGUCAAGGAGGGAAUACGGUGGUCGCUAUUCAGGGCAGGUCGCUAGGGUGGCGGCUGUAGGUAGGUGCAGUGGUGCCUCGCGCGAUUGUUUGACGGUCACGCCGCUCAAGGCAGGCGGCCGCUUAACCGGGGUCACCACCCUGCCCACCUGGAAACAUCAUCUUGGAACCGGAGGGGCGGGUUUGGCUUCCUCAAGACAUGCGGCGAGACUCAUACGGUUGCGCGGCCUUGUUUGGAGGAGACAGGCCUCUGCGAGAGUUUUCCGAGAAAUUCCUGAAAGACUCCGUCUAAUUCAAGACUGGGGGCCACCCCGCCUCCGUUAUCAAGACGUCGCGUGCGUAGUGUGGUUACUUAUGCCUCGGCGCGAAGCCGCAGCGCUCUACGGGCAAUGUUGUUGGAGGCGGCCUAGCGGAGAAACGCGGUGCGAUAGGUUCCGGUUCAUUUCGGCGGCGGAGCUUUGUUGUGUUCUUCGUUGGGGAGGCGGUAAGAUUUUCAUCGAUGUUCCUUGGAAGUGUAAUGUUAAUUGGAGGAUUUUUGUGACCGCGUAUGUUAUGGGUUGUCAAGCAUCUCUACCGAAACGUGGUAGACCGGUGCCCACACCAGGUGCGAUGAAAACACGCACACACGCACAUGUUUUUUUCGUUGUUUAUAUAUUUUUCUUUGUUGUUGAACUGGAUGCCAUCGGUGAGUGGUCCACGUUUGAGUAGUUUUGGCAGGACCUCCGAUACAGGCCCGCGAGGUUGCCUUUUUUACGAUCAUUCUCCCGGCAGGGCUACAAUAGGGAGAACCCCCCUCCCCCCCCACCUUUCACAGGGACCUCUACCGAAUGCUUUCCGCAAGAUCUAUCGCAAGAUCGCGCGGCCCCGUUCAGGGCUUUCGUCCUCGUUCUGAUACAGUCGCUACAAGCUUGGGUACGAUUAUGCUAGUCGUUGUACGAGUGUAGUUUUACUGUAUGAACAUAUUUAUAAAGAAUCCGCACCAUGGCGUGCGCAGCUAGAGGGGAGGGUAAGAACGCACAAGACGGACGCAUUCCGUCGGUUGUGCAUUCAGCCACCGUGAAGUGUGGUGUGGUGUCGUGUUUUGGGCGACUGCCUGACAGUGUUGCUGUGAANCUUAAGGUCAAAUUCAGGACCGGGAACAUAGGCCCUCGAGAACGUCGACGAAGACAUUGGACGGUAGACGACGAAGACGACGAGUGCAAAUGUGAUUGCGGCUUCGAAUGCGAAGACCGUGUUCAUGUAGUCGCGGAAUGUCCGCGGUACAAGAAGGAGAGGGAAGUGUACGUGACUGAGCUGGGAAAAAUAGAUGGGACGUGCAGGGAGAUGUUUGAGGCAUGGAAUAGAGAGGAAAGAACGGUAGCUGUACUGAGGCAAAGGAGGUGGGUUGAAAAGGCGGGAAGGGAUAUCGUUAGGAUAGACAGACUAGGGAAGACAUUUUUGAGCCACCUUUGGCAAAGUAGAAAGGAACGAUUGGCCAUCGGCGAUCGGUCCUGUGGGAACAAUGCUCCAUCCUCUCGAGGACGCGUGGUCAAUGUUCUAACCGCUAAGGCAUGCAAAACAUAAGAGUACCCCCCCCCCCCCCCCUUUUUUUUUCUUCAUCAGGAAACUGCAUUGCGUUUCUUGGGAUACUCUCCCUACCAUUUUGGUCAGUACUACGAAGAAGCUGCACAGCGUUUCUUCGGGUGAUCGCGAAGGUUUCUCUAUAAAAGUUUCUGGACGUCCAUGAUCCAAUUUGAUGAAGUAGUACGUUUAGUAGUAACGUAUGGAUAUCUACUAGGUUGCUUCGGACAAGUCAGUGCGUCUGACUGUCCCAUGUAUGUUUCGUUUUGGGCGGCGUGCUCCUCCAGGAGUGGAGAGGAGGCCGAGUCACAUCGACAGUCGUUCAUGCCCAUGAAUUCGUGUGUCCUUGUUGGAUCUACAUGCUUGCUUGUACAGGAGAAGAUAUACAACGGCGUGCCUGUGUAGUUCCUUCCACGCUGGAGGGGUUGCUCUUGUUUUGUUUCAGCCCCCGGUGUCGUGUGUGUUCUGGAACCCACUCCGUUUCGUUCUUCUUGACACAUUUUUUGCUUUUCAUGUGUGCAUGGAUGGUACUCUACGUUGUUCGGGAUAGCCUGUCUUGGUCGCGCGUGCCCUUGUGGCGACUUGUUUAGUCCUAUCACCUUAUAUGGCGAAGUCAGGAAUCCUGUUACACGUCGACGUUGUUGUUCUUGUUGAUGGACUGGUUGUUUGUUGUUGCAGCUGUUAUUGUUCUGGUUGUCUGUUGGUUGGUUGUUGCUGACAUUUGUUGUGUUUUUGGUUUGCAACUGUUUGUUGUUGUUAUGGUAAUGUUGGUGGUUGCUUCUGACAAGUCCUGCUGACGACUCCAAUCUUCUGUGGCAAGAAAAUAAGAGCUUGAAAGCUCCUGGGUUUCGCGGGCUGCGUGGAUCAACGUCCGGCGGCAGACAGAUGAUUCGCUGCGGUGUAUUGCCGUGUUUUUUUUUUCAGUUUCAUGUUGUCGAGGGCGCAUCGUCUCAGUAAUUGAGUUCGUGGACACACAUGCACAUCCGCGUUGAAUUUUCGCUCGAGGGCACCGCUGAUAG